AGUGUAGCGGCUGAUGGUGUUGUCAACGUCUCUCGUAGCUGUUUCUUCCUGCAUGUUUUUAACCGGUUGAAGUUGCUUUUUGUGGACUCGCAUUUACGUGUAGCCUGCUUCCCCUGGCCCCGGAUUGUACCAGGGUUUCCCUGCGGCGCAAAGCAGAGGGUUUCGUUCUCCUUCCCACUUCUUGCUUCACUCACUCCCCUUGUGACCUUUCCCUUGAAGGCAGCGUGAACGCCACUCAUCAAGAGGUGCAAGGAAUCGUCAUCUAUUCUCCACUCACAAUGUCUGCAACCUCCUCCUUUCCUGCAGUCCCAACUGGGGUCUCGUCCUUUUGCCAGCAAGCUUGGGAACAAGUGUUUGCAAAGGUGAAGCGAGCUGUCGUGUUCAUGGACCCAGCUUGUGCUGAGAGCCUUCACUGGGGCUGUGGAGGAGUGGAGAGGAUGCUACAGGCUGGGGCUCUCAAUGUGAAAGAGUUUUCCAGCUUUGAAUCUGGUGGGGCUAAACAGCCCAAGGCAGUCUUUGUGGUGAGCAGCUUGCUGAAAGGCAGGACAGUGGACAUCAUUCGUGACAUUGUGAGUCUCAGCCACUUCCAGUAUUGUGUGGUUUUCACAGCAGUCAGUCAUGCAGUGCACUUGCAGGCCCACAAUGCCACAAGCAGUACUGAGGUUGAAGGCAGUAGCCAGGUGGUCUUUGAACAGUUUGAAGAGAAACUCUGCCAGUGGAUGGGUAAUAUGAACUAUACUGCAGAGGUGCAACACGCCACUUUGUUUCUGGCACCUAUUUCACCUCACCUCUUUGUAACACCAGCUUUUUCCUUGCUUUUCCCCCUGAUGGCUCAGGAUUUGAUGCAGAUCAAUAAGACUAGACCAGAGAAGAAAAAGCUUGCUAACCUGACUGAUAUUGACUUCUCAUCCCUGUCUUUAGAGUUGCAGCUUGGAAUCAGGUCACUAGUAUCUAAUUUCAACAGCUUAUUUGAGUACCUCAGUGUGCGGGAGGAAUGUUUUGCUGUUGGGCCACUUAGCAGGAUCAUUGCAGGGGAUCUGGCAAAUUACUCCCAGGCCAAGAGCAGAAGGAAAACAGCACAAAACAGAGCUUCUGUCAUCUUUGUAGACAGGACAUUAGAUCUGGCAGGAGCAGUUGCCCAUCAUGGUGAUAACCUGGCAGAGAAGAUUCUCUCAGUGCUUCCCAAACUUCAAGGUCAUACAAAUGACGUGAAGAUCAAUAUGGUGGAACUAACAAACCUGCAGACUAAAGAUGCAAAUUGCAACAUCAUAGCACCAGGCUGCUUAGCACAACCAAAUGAUCCAGCUGCUAAAGCUCUGUGGGAGUCCUUAAUGAAUCUCAAACAAAAAGAAGCUGUGAUGGAAGUUAGGAGACACCUAGUGGAAGCUGCAAGCAGAGAAAAUUUGCCAAUCAAAAUGAGCAUGGGAAGAGUCACCCCUGAACAGCUGAGCUCAUACAUCUUGCUCUUCAAAAAGAAGCUUGAAGCUCUUGAAAAUCAUUGUGGGCUUCUGCAGAUUGCACUGGCCAUCGUACAGACACUAAAACACCCUCAGAGUGCCAAAUGGGACAACUUUUUAGCCUUUGAAAGGCUUCUUGUGCAGAAUAUUGGGGAGUCGGCAUUACCUAGUGUCCUGAAACAAUUGCUGCCUAUCAUCAAGUCUCAUAAGAACAGGACAUACAAUGAUUAUACUGUUGAAGACCUCCUUGUAUUGCUGGUAUAUAUUUACUCCAUAGUUGGAGAAAUCAAACCUGGGAAAGAGUUAGAUGAAGCUGAAGGAGAAGUGAAGGAAGCCCUUGUCCAAACUAUUUGUGAUGAACCUGAGCUGCCUAUCUUACUGCAGAAAAUCACAGGCUGUGAGUCUUCCCUCGAUCUGACAUUUCAGAAGUCCAUGGUUGCAGUGAAUGAGAUCUUUAAGGCCCUCCGGGAUGUUUCGAGAGCUCGGACACACAUGAAGCAGUUUACUUCUAUACAUAUCCCUGGAAGCCAUAUUCAACAGGCCUCUUAUAAACCAUUACUGAAGCAAGUGGUGGAGGAGAUAUAUAAUCCAGAUCGACCUGACCCUGUUGAUAUUGAACAUAUGUCUUCUGGACUCACAGAUCUCCUCAAAACAGGAUUCAGCAUGUUUAUGAAGGUGAGCCGUCCUCAUCCUAGUGAUCAUCCUCUGCUGAUCAUCUUCAUGGUUGGUGGAGUGACUGUUUCUGAAGUCAAAAUGGUAAAGGACCUUGUAACAGCGCACAAGCCUGGCGUGCAGGUAAUUGUCCUCUCCACAACUCUUCUGACUCCAUAUAACACUCUGGAGUUGCUGUUUGCCACAGACCAUCUUCAGCCAGACAUGGGUAUCUGAAAAUCAAAACUGGUUUUCCAUCUGUCCCCUGAGAUAUUCUUGCUAAAAUUAGAGAUCCUGAAAUUUCACAUGACCUUGAUUUUAACACUGGAGGAAGUCGAUUUGAUAGUUGCCUGUCCAGAAAAGUAUCUACACUAGCAGAGCCAUUGAAAAUUGGUUCAUUUCUUCAGUGACAUCAGGUUGAAUUUUAGCUCCUCUUCCUGCAUUAUGCUGUACUUAGCUGAAAUCUUUUUUCUUUAGGCUUGUUAGCAUCAGUGGUGGUUAAAGGCAACCUCAGGGGGUAGAGUUCACUGCGUAUAACAAUUUCCUGGGAAGACUGUAAAACAAGAGAAGACGGCAACAGAAGCUUCCUGAGUUUGCCUUUUCUUUAGCAGUGAUGCUCAUGCCUUUUUGGUUGUCUUGUAAAAGAAGAUGGCACCAGAGAUCAUGUUGAGCACUGAAUGGCAAAUUCUGUCUUAAAUGUAAUAUUCCACUGACAGUUUGCAUGCCCUAAGGUUUUUUUUCAUAAUAUUUUAUAAAGGGGGUGUCAUUUCUAAUAUUGGAUAGGUUUUGUAGUAGUAGCCCAAUUACAAGCCAGUAAGAGAAGGGAUUGGAAUUGCCUGCUAAUUACUUUCCCAGUGAUCUCCAUCUCCCACUGGUCCAACAUGAAAUCAGUGUCCUAGAUGGUGCUCGUCAUCUGAGUGACAUUACCCAGAUGAUAACUGUAUCCUUUGACAGCUAACCAUGAGUUCAUACAUCACAGAAUCAGCCCUGUGUGACUGGAGAUCCUGAGACUGGAAAACUGACUUUCAAAAUAAAGAUGUGAAUUUGCUUCAGAACAAAAGCCAACACUAUUCAGGGUAUCUGCCUUUAGACCAAGGCUAUAGCAGUCUAAGGAGCAAUUUAUACAGUUGGUAGGAUCACAUAGGAAAGUCACUCCAAGACCUUACAGCUGCUGUCCAAAUGAUUCUCCAGUUGGGGAAAAGACAUCAUUCACUUGGGAAACUAGCAUGUCAAGGAGAAGGUUAACCUACCUGACAUGUUAGCUUUAUAUAGGAAGAAAGUUCCCACCUCCUUUUUAUAUUUAUUCAUCACUUUUAUAGACUGCCCCAUUUCAAGAUCCCAUGGCGAUACCAAUAUGGUAAAUAUUCUACGCUGUCCCUUGCCAGCAAGUCAUUCAGAUGUGAAAGAUGCCACCAUCACAUCAGAAAGAAAAACUUUAUUACUUGAGUCAGCGGAAUAUCUUGAAAUGUAGGAUGCUCACGGAAGCAACUGUAUUAAAAUAUCUUGCUGGGCAGACCAAGGAUUAAUUGGAUGGAACAUAUUUCAUUUUACUUAGUAACUCUCUCUCCCACCCUCUCUCGCAUGCUUCUUCCCUCCCCGUUUCCCAUUACAUAAGGAGCAGAUUAUAAUUUCAGUAGGUUUAAUGCUAAGAAUACAGCUAAUUAUUUUCUUAGGCUUCAUUUUUGAAUAACUGGUAGAGAGUUUAGGAAAAGAAAAAAAGUAUCUGAUAAAUCAAGCCCAAAUAUGAAUUGUCUUUUCUUUUCUGAAUUGUAUUCAAAUUGCUUCAAACAGCUAGUGGCUCUUUGUUAGUUUUACAGCUGUAAAAUAUAGCUAGACACUCUGUUUUUUUUCUCAGUGUAACUCAUUCCAGCAGCUUUGCUUGAUAACUUGUUGCAAGGCGCAGUCAAGUUGAGGCCUUCUCCAAUCUAGCAGAUGCAGUUUAUCCCUUCAUAAAAGACUUUUAGUUUGUGGCUCUUUGUGAAGACAAUCUAAGUUUGGCUGUAAGACAACAUUUUGGCUAAGGGAAGAGAACAAAAACCUGUGUGUGAAACAUUGCUCAGAGGAAAAGGCUCACUUUGAGUAUUUCUUUUACAGCGAUGAGCAUUGGAUGUGCUGGCAUGCUCUGUUUGAUAGACAGGUGACAAAUCAGGCAAAGCAGAUCUGUGCAGCUAUUGAUCUGAAGCGCUUAGGAAGGAGAAGGGCAAAGACAAGCAGUCUCCAUGGUUACCAUUCCAUUUCUGUCACGUUGUGUUAAUAGACUACGUAUUUUGGAAAUUAUUUGAGCAAAAUCCGCAGACCCCUUAGGGAAGGUGUGCCUUUUAUCUCUUCGUCAACCCCUUGCGAGCUUGGUGACCUAGACCAGUUUUUGGAGAGUCUGAUCACUUGGCGGCUGCCCCCAAAGCCUCUUGGGAAGCUCUGGAGCCAGACUACAGGUGGCUUCCGCCUUGAAUGGGGCUCCUGUUUCCCACGCAUGGUUGCUCUGCCAUGGAGCCAGCCAGGGCUUCACUGGCGCAGUUCGCUCUCAGGACAGAAGAGCCCGGGCCAUUCCAAAAGACCACUGGGCACUGCAUGCCACAGAUCACUGCUUGCAACUCAUGUGGCUUUUCUAAAGUACUUUUCACUUUGGAGCUUGCAUUACUAAGCCUCUGAAGAAGGCAGAUGCAGGCCCUAGUUGAAUGGCCUCCUGUAUAGGAAGCCCAUCAGCAAAAGGAGAGGGAUGAUGGUGAUGGGCCAGCCACCCCAAGGCACUCUAGGUUAGGGAUGGGCAACAUCCAGGAGUCAGCGGCCAGCUUCGCUCCCCACCAGGGGCAACAUCUGUUAUCACCCCCAUGGGAACGCGCACACACCACCACCCUCGCCAAAGUUUGCCACUGCAGGCAAAAAGUGACAGGUGUUUAAAACAGGGUGCAUGAGGAACAUGCAUUGUCUGGAAACAAAACUGGGCUCCAGAGGUUUCCUGGAGUUGCAAACCAGCCGAAUGCAAAAUCAUCACUUUUUUGCUAUUGCUGCAAAUGCAGCCGUGGUGGUCUGUGGGGGGGCAUGCAGCCCAUGUAUUUCCCACCUUUGCGCUAAUAUUUUGAGGAAGGCUCUGUAAAUGUUUUGUUGUUGCUUUUUUCUUUUUUUUGGAUGACACAAAGUAUAGCUGCCCACAGUUCCCAGUAUCUUAUGGGAGUGGCUGCAUAGAACAGCGCCAAUUAGUGAAAUGGCGGAGAGGGGAGAAAGAGGUGGCUGUUGCCAUACAAAUUUGUGGUUGUACUACCAACAUGUGUUGUUGGAGAGGGCAGAUAUUGUUUAUACUUGUGUCGCAUUACUGAAAGCAGUGAAGCUGUCUUCUCUAUAAGUGGUCGCCGUCCCAGCCAAUGCUUUUUUAUCUUAUGGCACAACUCUGUAUAUAUGUAGAGAUGAAUAAGCCCUACAACUUCCAGCAUUCCCCAAACAGGGGAUAACUUUUUCUCUCUAAACAUGCUAAGAUUGUGUCUUUAAUUACUUUAAGACAUUUCCAUGACUCUCAAGCCUUAAUUAGUUUAAGUAGUUUCCAUGCCUCCACCGUGUUCCUUUAAAAAAAAAUGGAUAUAAAACAGGACAAUUGCAUGAGAAACAUUGUUUAAUGCUGAAACAAAAAAUGAGAACUGUGUUCUGUUAAAGAUGCUGUCAACAUAAAAAUAAAUAAGUUACAGCUUAAGAAGAAAAA
Messenger RNA from Varanus komodoensis (Komodo dragon), 5799 nucleotides. RefSeq names its product sec1 family domain containing 2 (gene SCFD2). The transcript is spliced from 9 exons. The record is from RefSeq and is a predicted model, not a curated record. NCBI's taxonomy places the organism in Eukaryota, Metazoa, Chordata, Lepidosauria, Squamata, Varanidae. Gene Ontology annotation, biological process: intracellular protein transport; vesicle-mediated transport. The coding region runs from base 279 to 2345 and encodes 688 amino acids.